Messenger RNA from Dipodomys ordii (Ord's kangaroo rat), 1518 nucleotides. RefSeq names its product interferon-induced very large GTPase 1-like. The transcript is spliced from 3 exons. The coding region runs from base 28 to 1518 and encodes 496 amino acids. The record is from RefSeq and is a predicted model, not a curated record. Lineage: Eukaryota; Metazoa; Chordata; Mammalia; Rodentia; Heteromyidae.
GGAACAAUAGCAACAUCUGGAUCAGCCAUGGACUCAGAAGAGUCCAACACAGACUCUCUGCUCAAAGGAAAAAGGAGGCAAGACCUCCAAGAGAUGCUGACAGAAGUAGGACUGUCUGUUGAAUAUUGGUUGCCUAAGCUACAGCAACAUCUCGGUGUGAGCUGUGCCCAAGCCUUACAAUACUUAGAAGAAAAGGACCUUCAGAAACUGAAGUCCCAGGUACAGCAUUCAUGGGAGAAAAAGGCCCUGGAGAAGUUGAUUGACUUGGCACAAUCAAAUAGUAUGUCAGCCUUGGACAAGUCACCAGUGCAGAUGAUAAGGAAAAGGCAAAAGCAGGCAGAGCAGACACUGGAGGAGCUGAAGGAUUUGCUGUUAGAAGGAAGGUGCAGACAAGAAGAGGCAGUGAGGAGAAAAGAAUCAGAGCUGAGGGAAGUAAUGGAGAUCCCUGAACAAUACUGGCCACUACCUGAACAGCCACUAAGCAAGGUUGUGGAAAGCAUUCAGACACAACUCAGUCUCACUGUGCAGACACUGUCCCACAGACAAAACCUCCCAGAUAGAGAUGUGGUAAGAAGGGCAUCUGGAGGACUGGCCCUGCAGGGAAUAUAUAAAACCAGUCAUCAAAUGGAUCUAAUCCAGAAGAGAGAAGAACUACUCAGUGUCCCCAAGGAAUUCUUGCUUCAUGGCCCAGAGCAAGGCACACGGAUGGAAACUAGAGAAUUUACAUCUUCUCAUACAGAAUCCAUGUUUACCAGGAUUAUAGAGACCCUGGGUUUCCGUGUAGCUGCCUCAAGCAAAGGUGAAGGUUGGGGUUUUAAUUUAGAAGCUGGUGUGGAUGGAAGCACACAUUCGGAAUCCAAGGAGACUCAACAAUCAUCGUCUAAGAAAACUUACUUCUGCUCAAGCAAGUUCAGCUACAUCCCCUUGGCCUCCUGCCACUUUCCCAUGGAUCAACUCCAGCUCUCCAAGGCUGCUUUCCAGGAACUGAAAACCAUUGAAAAACUUCUGAGUGAGACUUCAGAUUCAGACAAACUGCAAUUACUGAGGCAGAGAACUGAAAACUUCUUCCUCAGAUUUGGUUCCCAUGCUAACCAAGGACCCCUGCACCUGGGAGGAAUCUACUGGUGGAAGGCCACUGCAGAGGGUUUCCAGAGUCACCAGAUGGCUGAGGUGAAUGUUCCUUUCCAUCGUCCUCAGGCUGUCAAUGGAUGGAGUUGGUAUAAAACAGACAACUUUGUCAUAGAUUCCUGUUCUACUUCAGUAGCCAGUGAUGAUUACAUGAUUUUGGAUGAUGACCGGAAAUUCCUAUUUAAAAACUAUAGACAGGCAGGAGGAGAUUUUGCCACUUGGAGCAUCACUGCAGAUUUAUCCACACAGCCAUACUGGAAGUGGUUUAUAUCACACUUCAGAUCAAAUCUAGAAGAAAAGUACAAGUAUAAAUUUAAAGGCAAAGGUGAAAUCCCUAAUACAUGGUUACAAAUCACAAAGCAGGAUGUGCUUAAUGACUUGAAAAAAUAG